Messenger RNA from Empidonax traillii (willow flycatcher), 771 nucleotides. RefSeq names its product ELOVL fatty acid elongase 3 (gene ELOVL3). Gene Ontology annotation, cellular component: endoplasmic reticulum membrane. Lineage: Eukaryota; Metazoa; Chordata; Aves; Passeriformes; Tyrannidae. The record is from RefSeq and is a predicted model, not a curated record. The transcript has 4 exons. Gene Ontology annotation, biological process: fatty acid elongation, saturated fatty acid; sphingolipid biosynthetic process; fatty acid elongation, monounsaturated fatty acid. Gene Ontology annotation, molecular function: fatty acid elongase activity. The coding region runs from base 1 to 771 and encodes 256 amino acids.
AUGUAUUUGACAUUGUGGAGGCAAGAGGAUAAUCAGAAUGUCACAACCCCAUCUGGAUUGCUCAGGGACAAGUGUUUCAUUGUUGCUGCUAUUUAUUUGAUCCUGGUCUUUGGAAUCCAGCAUUUCAUGAAGGAACGGAGAGCCUACCACCUGCGGACACCACUGACCCUGUGGUCCUUCGGUCUGACCUUGUUCAGUGUCAUUGGAGCCUGGCGGGUCUGGAAGCAAAUAGCCUUCCUCCUUCUUACCAAGGGAUUUAAGCAAUCAGUGUGUAGUCGAUCUGUCUACGUUCACCCUGUCUCCAAACUUUGGAUCUGUUUAUUUGUAUUGAGCAAACUCGUGGAAAUGGGUGACACUGUGUUCAUUGUACUUCGGAAAAAGAAGCUCACCUUUGUCCACUGGUAUCACCAUUUAACUGCAGCAGUUGUAAGCUGGUAUACCUAUAAUGCUAUGGUGCCUGGUAUUGGCUGGGUUAUAGCCUUGAACUUCAGUAUCCAUGCUCUCACAUACUCCUACUAUACCGUGACAGCCACGGGCACCCGGGUACCCAGUUCCAUCGCCAUAAUAAUCACCACUUCACAAAUGGUGCAGAUGACGGGAUUUGUAAUACUGAACUUCCUUAUCGCCUUCUGGAAGGAUGAUAAGGUCUGCCCUAUCACCUGGCCACAGCUUCUCAGUUCAUCCUGGGUUUAUAUCACUUUACUGAUACUCUUUUGCAACUUCUUCUUCAAAACUUAUCUGAGUGGCACACGGAAAUCAAAAGGGGAGUAA